AGCUAGGCGCCUGCAGCCACGCAGCGCCUUCCGCUAAUCUGCGCGGCCACCCUCUGCUUGCUGGCUCUGCACAGCUGGGCGCCCGCCCCAGCUGUUUCCUCACCUCUGCAGGCCAGCGGCCGGCCCCGGCCUCCGGAGAGCCGCGGCAGUUCUACUCAGCACAGCUGCAUGCCCGCCGCAGUUUCCGCACAUCUGGAUUCGCUGGAAUCUUGGGCCUUCCAUGCGCUGUUGGUGCUACCCUAUAUGUUUUACGUGGGCUUGUUCUUCGUCAAUGUGCUGAUUCUUUACUAUGCCUUUCUGAUGGAGUAUAUCGUCCUCAAUGUAGGGAUCGUGUUCCUGCCCGAAGAUAUGGACCAGGCUCUGGUGGAUUUGGGGGUGCUGUCAGACCCUGGCUCGGUGCUCUAUGACACGGACAGUGAGCUGGAUGUGUUUGAUGGGUAUUUGGAAUAACAAGCAAAAAGCGUGCAGAAAGUGACUAGGGAAUAACCCCACCCCCCUUCGCAAGAAUUGGAGGGUUUGUGUUGCACUUGGUGGCCAUGGCUAAGGGAUCACCAGAGCUCUGUGCUGUCCUUGCAUCUGAUUUCCCUCAGCGCUGCAUCCUAUGUUCAAAAUGGCCCCACCGGUGCAAGUGUCAGUGGGGGCUACUACUGCCUCUCGUUGAGGUGCCCAGGAUCUGCUGCUGCUCAUGGGAUGGGAACUGGAGGCUGUGGCGGAGGCCCUGGUGGGAAGCAGGGGACAGACAGAGAGGGCACUGCCGGGCUUCAAAGCGCUGUUUGUUGCACACUUGAAAAUGUGCCAGGACUGGAAUUGUGGAACAAGAAACCGUGGCCUUGAAUGUUCAAAAAUAAAAGGAAUGUACAGGAGACGAAAUGGACGAGACAAUGUGAAGCGGCAGCAUCAGAAUGUUUCAGCUGUGACUUUUCCCCAGGAUUGUUGGAUCAGGGUGUUACACUAACUGCAGUGAUUCGUAUGCAGCACCAGGCCUCCUUAGGACAUGGCCUUCAUGGACAUUUUAAAAAGUGGUCUCUCCAUACUUUAAACAGAGCUUUUACUCAGAUUUGAUAAACUUUUGAAUAAACAUGUUACCCAAAUGGGCAAACCCCAUAUUACUGUUUAUGAAGUUCAAAGCAGAUCACACGUUGAAAACUUUCCUGGCUGUUAGUUCAGCAGGUCAGUUCUGCUGUUGGGAUAGAGCCUAAAAUCACUGCAAGUUAAAUUCGGUUCAGAGCAGUAUUACAGAAAGGGAUUGUUUUGUAAGGUGUGGGUAUUUUUUUUUGUUUUUGUUUUUAAUUUUGUAAGUCUUGUAUUAGGGCAGCAAGAGAGAAUCCAGUAUAAAUCUGGAGGAUUAAUUAUCUAACAGGAUAGUGUGCACAUUGUUUAAAUUCAAGUUCUUAUGUACACAAUGUAAAAGCAAUACAUUGAAGACUGACCUCUUUCAAUUAAAAAGUAUGCAUAUCA
Messenger RNA from Gopherus flavomarginatus (Mexican gopher tortoise), 1458 nucleotides. RefSeq names its product Dexi homolog (gene DEXI). Bases 169 to 450 code for a protein of 93 amino acids. Lineage: Eukaryota; Metazoa; Chordata; Testudines; Testudinidae. The transcript has 2 exons. The record is from RefSeq and is a predicted model, not a curated record.